Molecule: messenger RNA, 915 nt
Organism: Talaromyces marneffei
Lineage: Eukaryota; Fungi; Ascomycota; Eurotiomycetes; Eurotiales; Trichocomaceae
Exons: 2
Coding region: 1-915 (304 amino acids)
Molecular function (GO): oxidoreductase activity
Source: RefSeq, a predicted model, not a curated record
AUGGCUUCCGCUGCUGUCACCCACAUCUCAAACCAGGCCCACCCCGACUUCAAAGUCGCAGCUUUCCCCGUUUCUCCUACUGACUCGCGCAAACAUCAUAUCACAACGAAAUUGAACUACUACAAACCCGCAGCAGACGGCUCACCCCCAUUGCCCAGCAUCAGCGGCAAGCCAGAAACGUAUGAGCGCGAAAGCGAACCCUUUGAAGUAACUGUACACGACAUAUCCGGGAAUGAAUUGGAUUAUACGCUCGACAAGAAUGGAUUUCAGCUUUACUAUCAUGAGAGUAAGCAGAAGCUAUUUGUUGAUGAGGAGGAGAUUAAGAAUGAGUAUUACCCGGAGACGGAGCAGUUGUUGAAAGAUGCGACCGGCGCAUCCAAGAUUUUCAUUUUUGACCACACAAUUCGUCGUCCUGAAAAGCCUACCGGUCAAUCCGUCCCUGGCGGCGCCCGUGGUCCUGUCCAGCGCGUCCACAUCGACCAAAGCUACCAGGCAUCCGAGAACCGGGUGACAUACCACCUCCCCAACGAAGCCACCACCUUACUCAAAGGCCGCUACCAAAUCAUCAACGUCUGGCGGCCCAUAAAAACAAUCUAUAAAGAUCCCUUAGCCGUCGCAGACGCCAACUCCGUGCCGGAUAGCGACCUCGUCCCUGUCAAACUUAUAUAUCCAAACCGCGAAGGAGAGACGUACACCGUCAAAUCAAACAAGGAGCAUAAAUGGUAUUACCGGUAUGGGCAGACACCUGAUAUUGUGACAUUGAUCAAAUGUUUUGAUUCGAAGUUGGAUGGGAGAGCGAGACGGGUUCCACAUACGGCGUUUGUGAAUCUGGAGACUGCCGCUAAGGGGGAUUACCCGGAGAGAGAGAGUAUUGAGAUCAGGGCCUUGGUGUUUCAUCCUGAUGAUAUCGAGUGA